Messenger RNA from Scheffersomyces coipomensis, 977 nucleotides. RefSeq lists its product as uncharacterized. Lineage: Eukaryota; Fungi; Ascomycota; Pichiomycetes; Serinales; Debaryomycetaceae. The transcript has a single exon. The record is from RefSeq and is a predicted model, not a curated record. The coding region runs from base 333 to 758 and encodes 141 amino acids.
UUUUGACUCAAAAUGUAGAUAUUCUUUGGAUUUUAAUUUGUAUAUUAAUUUAUUCGUUGCUAAUUUGUGUUAACCAAAGGAAAGAUAACCUUUGUGCUGGUAAGAACUGUGAUGAUAAGAAUAAGUAUAUUUUGAAUAGUCCUAUCUUUCUCUAAAAUAAAAUGCGAUGUAAACCAUUUUAGGGAUAGAAUAGUAUUCUUCCCUAAAAAGAGCACACUGCUUUGCAAUUAGCAGAAAACCAAUACGAAUAACUUUAAAAUACCACUAAGCUCUAAUUUAUUUUAAUAACCUUUUUAUUAAACAUUGUUUAUCACCAACAUCAUUUUCCAAGAAUGACUGAAACUGUUCUUUCAAAAAUGUCUGAACCUACAGAUGAAAAACCCAUCCUACCACUAUACAAUGAGGAACAAACUUCCUAUGCAAAAAGACGUUUAUUUAUAACAAGAGUUAGAAAAGUUGAUGCGAUUAUUCAAUUCCUAAUUCAAGUAUAUAUUAUUGUUCUGAACACAUCAAGAAUUAUAUAUCGUCCAGAAAGGGCUACAAUUUUUAUUGAUGAAUUAUGCUGGACCAUUGGUCAUUUAUUAAUAUCUAUAAUAAUCAACAUUGCAAUUAAUCAUUGUUUUGCUAAAGAAAGAACUUCCAAAAGCCCAUAUCCUAGACUUAUACUUGCUACUAGAGUUUUAACGGCAAUCAAUUUGCUGAUCUCUUUGAUUAAUAUGUGUAGAGUUCAUUUUAAUCAAGCAGCUAUGAAAUCCUAAUAUUGAUAAUGACAAGUUAGCUAUACCAAGAAAAUUUAACAAUAUUCAAUUAAAAGACCUGUAUUAAAUUUUAUGUUCUGCUAAAAUCAGUUUAUAAUUGAUUUCGCAGUCAGACAGACAGUUUUAAAAAUGGAACCACAAAACACAGACAAAAAUAAGAUAAAAAUUUAAGCAGACAGACAGACAAAAACACAUCAAAAAAAGAGCGUAAAAUAUUAA